CGAUUGAAGAGAGACGGGUCGGAAAGAAGAAAAGUAUGCCUGGCGAAUAUGCAGAAAACGUAGGUCUCUCGGCUGUUGAAGAAGUCAAGAGAUGCAUGUUAGAAGCUAUGGACCGGUUUCGGAGUGUGGCGGAAAAGCGUUUCACUCCUUGUUGCGAAGUGACAGUAUCGAAAUAAAAAUGGGAAAAUAUAUGCUGAUGACGUAAAUUUCACCGAGUUAAGACUAGAAAUCUGUAGGUUUAAUCGACAAGUACAAUCAGGUGGUUUUACAUUUUAAAAUGACGCUACAGCGCUGGACGUUCUGCAGUGGUUAAGCAAACAUCGUUUAUGUGAAUCAACACCUUAUUUAUUUAUGAGUCUUAGGCUUUACCUCACUGUUGCCUGCGAAAGAAGUUUUUCAAAACUUGAGUUGAUAAAAUCUUACUUGAGAUCGACUAUGGACGAAAGCAGGCUGUCUGCGCUAGCAAUACUGUCCAUUGAAAGUGAUUUAGUCGAGACAUUAUCUUUUGACGAUAUAAUUUCUGAAUUUUCUUCAAUGAAAACUAGACUUCUUGAAUUUGGAACUCUCAAUAAAAUUUAACAAUUUCUGCUUUAAUUUUUUUUUGUGUGGAAUUCUAUUCAGCUUUUACGAUGGUGUUUAGGGGGCGGCAUUUUGUGCCAAGAUCCAGGGGAGCCACAUUGCGUUGUUACGCCACUGCCCCCACUGAUAGUAACAGAAAAAUAUCGAAAAUAUUAACAUAUAGUAUAGUCUAUCACUAUCAGCUAUUACCAUUUUGAUGCAUGGUGUGAAAUAACGUAAAUACGUUUUUCAAAUUCUUCAUAGCAUUGGAUAUCACGAUUUCAUAUGAAAUCAAGAAGAAUGGCAGCACGAGUUACCGCGAUAAGUCACAGCAAUAAAGACGCGAAGACUACGAAAAUAAUUGACAAAUAUUAGCAUUAUCGAAAAAAUUCAAUCUCAGUAUUGACAACAUUAUUAUCUGGAUUCCGACCUCUGAUCCUCCUGCCAACUUAUUUCUACUUCCUGCAUAAUCCUCAUCUGAAUCACUAUUACUCCCAUCGUCAUUAUCGCUCUUGUCACAAUCCCAAAUAGUGAGUACAUCUUCAAGACUGAGUCUCCUUCUACAGCCAACCUGCCUCAAUGCCAUUAUCCGAAAUUGCUUCACGUUACUUAUUGAUGCUCUUAAAACUUGCACGCUCCACAAGCUGAAUAAAUUCUUAAAAUUACGGCCAUAAAAUCCUAAAAGAGACUCCGUAAGUGCAAAACUUUUCAUGAAAAUGAAUAUGUUCAAGUACCCGCAGUGACACCCGUGUCACCACAAAUUUUUAUCAGCGUCAAGAGAAAUUGAGUGUAUGCAUUUACAUUUAAUAAAAAGUACCAAACUAAAAUAAACUGUUUCUGAAUUAAAAUACGGUAAUUUUUAAAAUUAUAUCUUACUUUAAAUUUUCAAAUAAUUGCUCCAAACUUUUUCACCCAAGGGGUACAUGUGACGUUCUUUCAGACAGGUGGUAAAAAGACCACGCCUCCGGAAUCAGUGCGACACCAAGUGUUAAAUACCAGGUGUAAAGCCCUUUGCAUUGUGGGAGUUACUUUCCACAAUCGAGUACACGUGCGUGUGCAGUCUAGGUUUCAGAACACGGUGACACCCGUGUUACCUGGGGUUUUGUAGAGUUAAAGUUCUGAAGCUUUGGAAGAAGUUUUUUCCUUCCGAGAUACUGCAUCAACUUAGCUUAAUAGGGAGCAACUUUAUCCCGUUCGAUCCAGCAUCGAUUAUACCUCCUAAGCAUGAGGGUCUACACGAAACUUAUCGUCAAUUUUCUGACUUCUUCUCGGAUGCAUUUGCGAAGUCUCAGGAAUGCAGAUUUUACGCUCAGCCGUCAUUCCACUACAACCCCAGCGAAUCUCAAGAUAACCGAACUAUAUCUUUAUUCAAAAACAUUUCGCAUCCGGCAAACGGCAAAUGAUUUUAAUCCAGAACUGUUGGCUGAAGUUCAAAAGUACGGGGAAAUUGAAACUGGAAUUAUUGUUGGUGGAUCGGCCUACAUAACUAUGAAAAAAAGGGCAGAAGCUCCUAUAUCUAUGCAAAAGCUGAGACAACUAAAUAUAGAUGGAAAUGUAACUAACUAGUGAUCUACGAUUAGCCAAACAGUUAUUUAUUAACUUUUUACUUUGUUUAAUUGAUAUGUAUAGAGCAUAACGUUUGUGCGUAACCUCAAGGACAAACAG
This is a messenger RNA of Styela clava, 2223 nucleotides long. The record is from RefSeq and is a predicted model, not a curated record. Lineage: Eukaryota; Metazoa; Chordata; Ascidiacea; Stolidobranchia; Styelidae.